Molecule: messenger RNA, 1213 nt
Organism: Prunus avium (sweet cherry)
Lineage: Eukaryota; Viridiplantae; Streptophyta; Magnoliopsida; Rosales; Rosaceae
Product: abscisic acid receptor PYL4
Biological process (GO): abscisic acid-activated signaling pathway
Cellular component (GO): cytoplasm; nucleus
Molecular function (GO): abscisic acid binding; protein phosphatase inhibitor activity; signaling receptor activity
Source: RefSeq, a predicted model, not a curated record
CCAAAGAAGAACUGCAAGUUGAGGAUCCACUUGCGAGUCCGGCGUAAGCUGUUUGUUUUCAACAUCAUCACCCCCAACCCCCAAUACCAUUCCUCUCUCUCUCUCUCUCUCUCUCUCAUCUUUCUCUCUUUGUCCGAGGAAACAGCAAAACUAAUACAAGUGGAUCUCAUCACACCAGCUUAAAUAUUGUAACCCUAAUCACUCUCUCUCUCUCUCUCUCUCUCUCUCUCUCUCUCUCUUUAUGUCCAUGGCUUUGAUAUAUAUGACGAUGUUGUUAUGAAGGCCAGCCCUAAACCUUGUUGUCUACAUUCAAAGAUAGAGAAAGAGAGAUCACCAAAGGAAAUGCCUUCCUCACUGCAAUUCCAAAGACCCAUCAAUAACUCUCCUAAUUUUUAUCCCACAAACACAUUUAUCCAACACAAGCAAUUCCAAUCCCACGCCGCGGCCGCAGCUACAGCGGAGGACUUCACGCGCCUCCACGCUCACGUGAUGUCGCCCAACCCCAACCAGUGCUGCUCCGCGGUCGUGCAGUCCAUCGAGGCCCCCGUCCCGACCGUGUGGUCGGUCGUGCGGCGCUUCGACAACCCACAGGCCUACAAGCACUUCCUCAAGAGCUGCCAGGUCAUCGACGGGACGGGCGACGUGGGCACACUCCGUGAGGUCCACGUGGUGUCGGGCCUCCCCGCUGGGUCCAGCACGGAGCGCCUCGAGAUCCUCGACGAUGAGCGGCACGUCCUGAGCUUCAGUGUCGUGGGUGGGGACCACCGGCUCGAAUCCGUCACCACGCUCCACGACUCGCCGAGUGGACUCGGGACCGUCGUGGUGGAGUCGUACGUGGUGGACGUUCCGCCGGGAAACACCAAGGAGGAGACGUGCGUGUUCGUCGACACCAUCGUGCGCUGCAACUUGCAGUCGCUGGCUCAGAUCGCGGAGAGCAUGGCCAAACCAUCCACCAAGAGUAACAACAACAAACCCUCAUGAAAUAUUAUUAUUUCAUAAUCAAAAUGAGUUCAUGAUUCUUUUUUUUUUUUUUCCGUUUUCUUUCUUUUUGUGGAGACUAUUUGUAGAUUCGAUAGGUUUUCUGAGGCUCUAUCUCAGCAGCUGGUUGAAAUGGUCAAAGGUUGUCCGUACGUAUGAUGUUGUGUAUAAUUAAAACCCUGUGUUUCCUUUACCAUGUAUCCCCUUCUGAAGAUUAUCGCUCUCUCUCUCUCGA